CAGUGAGUGUGCUUAAAUACAACUGUAGGUAGCGCUCUUAUCUUCCUCUCUCCAGCAACUGUUCCUUAGUUUUCAUAAGAGUUUCUCCCUUCUGACGUCACAUACUGCAGAUCAGUGCUUGGUAGUCAUUAAUAACCCAGUCCUACCAAGGAGCUUCAUGUUCAGUGAUUGUUUAUGGACUUGGCUAGAUAAGACGACUCCUGUAACUCAGGAUUAUAUUUACAAUGUCAUGUUUUCGUAUUUUAAUGCUUUUUCUGUGGUCAUUUGUUGGUAAAGGUACUGAUGGGUGUAAGGAAUUGCAUGUGAAAGGCGUGUUACGCGGUCAAGUGGAGCUCCCAGGACACUUUACAAACAGUCAAGAUGUGCAAAUUGUGUCAUGGUCUAAAUAUACAACUGAAACUUCUUCAAAAUCUUUAUUAUUACAGACAGAAGGCAAUACUAGUGUGAACUACAGUCAAAAUAUUUAUUUUAGUAAACACAAUAUGAGUCUUACUUUGCUUAAUCUCACAGCAAAUGAUGAAGCCAUUUAUGAGAUACUAAAAGUAUUUAAAAACAGCACAAUAAUACGCUGUAACGUCUCAUUAACUGUGUCACUUCCUCUGGAUGCGUUACGGAUAGCUGUCUCCUCUUCGAACUUCACGCUGAAUUUGAGUUGUGAGGUGAAGGGGGAUUUUCUGCUCCUGCGCUGGCUAAAGAAUGACUUGCCCCUGCCAUUGGACCAAAGAGUCUCUUUCAGUGAGAUGAACACAAGCAUGCAGGUGUCAAACCUGACCAGUGCGGAUUGUGUGAAGUACACCUGUCAGGUUUCAAAUGCAAUUGAAAAGUCUGAAGCACAUAAGACAAUCACUGAUGAAAUCACUACAGUUUGUAAGAAAAAUGUUCUUUCUACACAUUUAUAUCAGAUAAUACUUCCUGCUGGUUUCAGUCUCAUCGGCAUCCUGCUUUUGUGCAUCAUUUUAGUCCUCAUCAAAAAGGGUUGCUAUAAUAAGGAUCCAUCUAACGGACAAAGUACAGAACCUGUGUAUGAGACGCCAGCAUUUCCUCAGGAAGGAACCCCUACAUCAGUUGUGAACCCUUUGGCCUAUGUCUACACAGACUUCAUAAAGCCGAGAAGUUUUCAGCAGCCUUCCGCUACAGAUGAAUAGACUUAAGACUCAGGCUAUUCCACAAUUCCAGAAGUUAAAAAGGACUUGGCAGCCCCCACAAAGUACAUUAAAUUAGUCUCCUCACAGGAGACAGAUGUGUGAGGUACUUUAUGCUGAACAAAGCUGAGCUGUUCAGUCUAACUACAGUUAAUUACAACAAACUAGAGUUCGACUGAAGGGAUGUGGGUUUAGGAUGAUGAAUGAUGUAAUUUUUUUACUCUGCUUCAGAUGUUAAAAUAUGUGUGUAGUUUAUCUAGUCUAACAG
This is a messenger RNA of Electrophorus electricus (electric eel), 1410 nucleotides long. RefSeq lists its product as uncharacterized. Gene Ontology annotation, cellular component: cell-cell junction; membrane. NCBI's taxonomy places the organism in Eukaryota, Metazoa, Chordata, Actinopteri, Gymnotiformes, Gymnotidae. The record is from RefSeq and is a predicted model, not a curated record.